GACAAUUAUGUGUGCGUUUGGGGUUAGAUAUAUCCAGUUUCAGACUCUGAGUUGCGCCUAAAGCCUUAUUAUAUACGGAAGAAACAAAAUGAAGCUUGCUUCCCUGAUUUCUGGUUGCAGUGAUAACACACGUCUUCUCUCUAUUAAGGAUACUGUGAAAAGGGAAGAUAAGCUCCUCAUUCCUAGAAAUUCAAAAGAAGUGAAGUUUUUCAAGAGCUUGGCUCCUCCUCUUGUGACUGCGUUUCUGGUCUUAUCUCCAUUUUCCACCACUCCAGCUUCAAUUGGCCAAACCAUAGAUAUUCACAGAGGAGCCUCAUUGUUUAGUCAAACUUGUAUUGGAUGUCACGAUGCAGGUGGAAACAUAAUACAACCAGGGUCAACACUAUAUACAAAGGAUUUACAGAGAAAUGGAGUUGAUACAGAAGAAGAAAUCUACCGUGUCACAUACUAUGGCAAAGGAAGAAUGCCAGGCUUUGGUAAAGAGUGCAUGCCACGGGGUCAAUGCACAUUUGGAGCUCGUUUGGAAGAUGAAGAGAUCAAGAUAUUGGCCGAGUUUGUCAAGUUACAGGCUGAUCAAGGGUGGCCAAGCAUAGAAACUGGAGAAAAAUGAUUUAGCUAUUAGCUUUUAUUCCAUCUUUUCAUAAUAAAUAGGUAUGCAACGAUUGGUUUACAGUUAUUUUGAGCUUAUGCAGUUAUUUUGUACCCAGACAUGAUAUAUGGUUGAAAUUUUGACUUUAUUUAUAUAGAUUUAGGUAGGUUUUGGGUUUGGAUUCUUCUAAAAUUACCAAAAAUUGAUGCUAAAGCCGUACCUACAAUGAGGUAUACUUCUACGGGUACUUUGUAAAUCUUUAUGGAACAGAUCGAGUUAUUCUUUUGCAUACUAUGUUAAUAUUAAAUGGAUCAGAA
Gastrolobium bilobum is the source of this 906-nucleotide messenger RNA. Its product is annotated as cytochrome c6, chloroplastic. Gene Ontology annotation, molecular function: heme binding; electron transfer activity; iron ion binding. NCBI's taxonomy places the organism in Eukaryota, Viridiplantae, Streptophyta, Magnoliopsida, Fabales, Fabaceae. The coding region runs from base 89 to 610 and encodes 173 amino acids. The transcript is spliced from 6 exons. The record is from RefSeq and is a predicted model, not a curated record.